Brassica oleracea var. oleracea is the source of this 1540-nucleotide messenger RNA. Its product is annotated as dol-P-Man:Man(5)GlcNAc(2)-PP-Dol alpha-1,3-mannosyltransferase. Gene Ontology annotation, cellular component: endoplasmic reticulum. The record is from RefSeq and is a predicted model, not a curated record. NCBI's taxonomy places the organism in Eukaryota, Viridiplantae, Streptophyta, Magnoliopsida, Brassicales, Brassicaceae. The transcript has 12 exons. The coding region runs from base 105 to 1394 and encodes 429 amino acids. Gene Ontology annotation, molecular function: dol-P-Man:Man(5)GlcNAc(2)-PP-Dol alpha-1,3-mannosyltransferase activity.
UGGGGUAAAACUAAGAGUUAGUUGUCUGUUUCGCGGCGUACGCAGGAUUCUUCUUUACAACAGUAGACUGGUGCGAUUGUUCGUUCGUUCAAUCACCGGCGAAAAUGGAGGCGAGCUCAUCAUCAUCAAGAGCUUCUCGUAGCCGUAAUGUGCCUGAUCUGUUUAAGAAGCCUAAAAUUCCAUUCGCCUUGGCCUUAAUCGUGGCUGAUGCAGUCCUCGUCGCACUUAUCAUCGCCUAUGUUCCAUACACGAAGAUCGAUUGGGAUGCUUACAUGUCACAGGUUAGUGGGUUUCUCGGGGGAGAGAGAGAGUAUGGGAGCUUGAAAGGCGACACAGGGCCUUUGGUUUAUCCGGCUGGUUUCCUCUAUGUUUACUCUGUCAUCCAGAAUUUGACUGGAGGAGAAGUCUACCCUGCUCAGAUUCUUUUUGGUGUUCUCUACAUUGCCAAUCUGUCCAUCGUCUUGUUCAUCUAUCUCAAGACUCCUGAUGUGGUGCCAUGGUGGGCGCUAUCUCUACUCUGUUUAUCCAAGCGAAUACAUUCCAUCUUUGUUCUCCGUCUCUUUAAUGAUUGUUUUGCCAUGACUCUCCUUCAUGCUUCCCUCGCUUUCUUCCUCUUUCAUAAAUGGCAUCUCGGCAUGCUUCUUUUCAGCGGAGCUGUCUCUAUUAAGAUGAAUGUACUUUUGUAUGCUCCUCCUUUGUUACUUCUCCUACUAAAGGCCAUGAAUAUUAUUGGAGUCCUAUCUGCUUUAGCUAGUGCAGCUCUUGUUCAGAUACUCGUGGGAUUGCCCUUUCUGCUAGCAUAUCCGGUUUCAUACCUAGCCAACGCCUUUGAUCUUGGACGUGUUUUUAUCCACUUUUGGUCUGUUAACUUCAAAUUUGUUCCAGAACGAGUUUUUGUGUCCAAAGAAUUUGCAGUGUGCUUGUUGAUUGCUCACCUAUGUCUCCUUGCGGUGUUUGCAAAUUAUAAAUGGUGCAAGCAUGAAGGCGGGAUUAUAGGCUUCAUGCGUUCUAGGCGUUUCUUCUUGACGCUUCCGUCUUCGCUCUCGUUCAGUGAUUUGUUAAUCUCUGGGAGUCUUGCGAAAGAACAUAUUGUCACGACCAUGUUUGUUGGGAAUUUCAUUGGCGUUGUUUGUGCUCGUUCUCUGCAUUACCAAUUCUAUUCAUGGUACUUUUAUUCCCUGCCAUAUCUGCUAUGGAGAACUUCGUUUCCUACCUGGCUGCGCUUGAUAUUGUUCCUGGGUAUCGAGCUGUGCUGGAACGUCUAUCCAUCAACACCAGUCUCAUCAGCUUUGUUAAUGGGUCUACACUUGACCGUCUUGUUGGGUCUCUGGUUUGCUCCUUCAGAUUAUCCUUACAUAUUCAAACCAAAUCUAAGACACAAAAAGCACAAGUGAACCUUUUUAUAUUAGCUAAAGAAUUUACAGUUAUAUGUAUGGGUUAAGCUAAUCAUAUGGUGGUUUAUACUAAAAGAUUUUCUGUUUCUGUCCAAAUAUACAUGUGUUAUUUCCUCCUUGAAUUAAACGUUUACCAGUUAUGCUUA